Molecule: messenger RNA, 1105 nt
Organism: Cryptotermes secundus
Lineage: Eukaryota; Metazoa; Arthropoda; Insecta; Blattodea; Kalotermitidae
Product: gastrula zinc finger protein XlCGF49.1-like
Exons: 3
Biological process (GO): regulation of transcription by RNA polymerase II
Molecular function (GO): DNA-binding transcription factor activity; RNA polymerase II cis-regulatory region sequence-specific DNA binding
Source: RefSeq, a predicted model, not a curated record
ACUGUGACAAUAUGCAGGAGGUCGCAAGGUUGGUAUCAAUAACAGUGUCUGCUGACAUAAGUGAUGUACGGUGUAAUUUUCUGUUUUCGUAACAUAUGAUAAUGUGACUUGAUGGUGAAAGCUUGAAUAGUGGAACAAGUGGAGGCGGUCAUUGCUAGUCAGGGGCAUGAAAACAUAUUUCCGAGGCAACAUACUGACACAAACAUAGAGGACGCAGUGUUGUCUAAUCAGCUGUUGCUAGGAAACGGGGUAUUGGACACUUGCGCAACAAUACAGGAAAUGUUGGAAGCGGUGUUUUCUGUCUGAUCCGCCCGAGGCUAUAUAACAAGUUGUGACUGGCAGCCGUGAGGCAUACAUUAUCGUCCGUACCUACACAAGGCACACUGGCCGACUCACCGUCGUUCGUAACAUAACUUUGACUUUGAAAUAUUGCAAGUUGGAUGCUGACACUCCAGAUUCUCAAGCCAUACCAGUAGGAUUGCUGUAAGACACUGCAUUCUCGGCCCACGAAAUAUCUUGUGUGAGGAUCAAGUUGCAAGGUUUACAAAGACGUCUACGCUUUCUUCCAACAAGAGUGUCAAAAAUUGUACUACAUAGAGUUGAAGGAUUUCCAGCGUUGAGAGGAAACAUGAACCCUACAGAUUUGGAGAAAGUACGAGGUCUGUGUAGUGAGAUGUGCCCAGCUUCCUCUCAUGAUACAUAUCCGGCCUUCAGUAUAAAAGCCGAGGUAUUUUCAGAUGCAGAAGUGGAGGAGUAUCCUGUCCCACUAACAUUUGCAGGAAUAGAGGCAGAACCUGAGAUUAUUCUGAAUGAAUCUCAACAUGUACAUGAGGAGUGGCCAUAUACCUGCGAUGUAAAUAAUAAAUCUUGCAUACAGAAGUGUAAUAUGAGGACUGAUCAGCACAUAAAUGGUGCAGAACGGCCAUUUAGCUGCGUUGUGUGUACCAAGUCAUUCAGUGAGAAGAGUACUCUGAAGAAACAUCAGGUCAUACAUAGUGGGGAGAGGCCAUUUUGCUGUGACAUAUGUAACAAGUCAUUCCGUCAGAAGUCUCAUCUGAAGACACAUCAGUUCAUACAUAGUGGGGAGAGGCCAUUUUGCUGUGAU